Acanthochromis polyacanthus (spiny chromis) is the source of this 2204-nucleotide messenger RNA. RefSeq names its product estrogen receptor beta-like. The transcript is spliced from 8 exons. Gene Ontology annotation, molecular function: sequence-specific DNA binding; steroid binding; nuclear estrogen receptor activity. Gene Ontology annotation, cellular component: nucleus. The record is from RefSeq and is a predicted model, not a curated record. The coding region runs from base 63 to 1679 and encodes 538 amino acids. Lineage: Eukaryota; Metazoa; Chordata; Actinopteri; Pomacentridae. Gene Ontology annotation, biological process: regulation of DNA-templated transcription; cellular response to estradiol stimulus; estrogen receptor signaling pathway.
CUCCCUUCUUCCUUUUAGAUGAUGUAGUAAUUCUGCUAAUAUUGAGAGCAUCUGUGGUUGUGAUGGCCGCAGAGGACCAUCCUCCCCUCCUGCAGCUUGGACUCCGGGUGGACUCCAGUCGAGUCGGCAGUCAUGUCCUCUCUCCGAUCCUCAGCACCUCCUCUGCUAGUCUUUCCCUUGAAACCAAGCAGCCCAUCUGCAUCCCCUCAACAUGCACAGACCUCAGCCACGACUUCACCACCAUACCUUCCUACAGCCCAGCUAACUUCAGCUAUGCUGGUCCCAGUAUCCCAGACUGUCCCUCUGUCCAUCAGUCACUAAGCACCUCUUUGUUUGGGCCCAGCCACGGUCACGUGGGGCCGCCUAUACCUCUGCACCGCUCGCAGGCUCGACCUCAGCACAGCCAACCCAUCCAGAGUCCAUCGGACGGUGUCUUAACAGCAAGAAAUAAUGACUGGAGCAUAUCUGUUAGUAAGAGUGUGAGGAAGCGUUCUCAAGUGAGCGAGGAGGGCAUGGCGUCAUCAGGCGGGAAGGCCGACCUCCCCUACUGUGCUGUGUGUGAUGACUAUGCUUCAGGGUACCACUAUGGAGUCUGGUCCUGUGAGGGCUGUAAGGCGUUCUUCAAGAGGAACAUCCAUGGACACAGUGACUACCUCUGCCCAGCAACCAACCAGUGCACUAUAGACAAGAGCCGCCGCAAGAACUGCCAGGCGUGUCGCCUUCGCAAAUGCUAUGAAGUUGGGAUGACCAAAUGUGGUAAUCGAAAGGAUCGUGGAAAUUACAGGAACCCACAGACAAGGCAAGUGCCCCAUCUGUCCUUGCAGGGCCGAGCCAACGGCCCAAAGGGGUCAACAGACCCAGCAGAGGGGUCAUUAAAGGAGACACAACCACCUACACUGACCUCAGAGCAGCUGAUCAAGCGAAUAAUGGAAGCAGAGCCACCAGAGAUCUACCUCAUGAAGGACAUGAAGAGGCCGCUGACUGAAGCCAACGUCAUGAUGUCGCUCACUGACCUGGCUCAUAAGGAGCUGGUCAGAUGGGCCAAGAAGAUUCCAGGGUUUGUUGAGCUCAGUAUCUGUAACCAGAUACACUUGUUGGAUUGCUGCUGGCUGGAGGUGCUAAUGAUUGGACUGAUGUGGAGGUCAGUGGACCAUCCAGGGAAACUCAUCUUCUCUCCUGACCUCAGCCUGACCAGAGAAGAGGGAAGCUGUGUCCAGGGAUUUGUGGAGAUGUUUGAUACGCUGAUUGCUGUCACCUCCAGGGUGAGAGAGCUCAAGCUGCAGAGGGAGGAGUUUGUCUGUGUCAAGGCUAUUAUCCUCUUUAAUUCCUACAUGUGCCUUAGCUCCUCAGAGGGCAGUGAGGACAUUCAGAGUCGUUCUGAACUGCUGCGUCACCUGGACGCAAUAAUACACGCUCUGGUGUGGGCCAUUCCCAAAACCGCCCUCACUUUCCACCAACAGUACACCCGCCUCGCCCACCUGCUCAUGCUGCUCUCACAUAUCCGCCAUGCCAGUAACCAAUACAUGGACCACCUUCAAUGCAUGAAAAUGAAGAACACGAUGCCUUUGAAUGGCCUCCUGUUGGAGAUGUUGGACGCCCACAUCAUGCACAGCUCCAGGGUCAGGCCCUCAAAUACCUGGACUCCCAGCAGUGCUGGAGCUGGAGGUGCACCCCAGUAGUCACAUUAGAAUUCAAAUGCAACGAAAUUUCACUGCUUUGCAAAAAAACUAGUUCAGAGGACUUAUGAGGUGCCUAACAGGAACAAUCUGCAAAGAUUGUGAGCUGGAUUUUCUGAUAGAUCACUGCUGAAUCUUUGACACACUGUUUCAGGUGAAUUUUCCAAAUCUUUAAAGUUAAAGGUGUAGAUGAUAGCCCAAACCUGCAGGAUCUGUUGCCUUGCCUCCAUAUAUAAAAAUGCCAGAGUGGAACAAGAGCUGUUUUCAGACAGGUCAUCUGAUGACCAAUGGGAUCAGUGUUUGCUUAACCACACAUGCAAUGCAUUACUGCCAGCCUUAAGUUGGUGUGGUUUUCAGUAUAUGGCAUCCAUUGCUUUCACUGAACCACAGAUGUUAUUGAUAAGAAGGCCAGAGCAGGACAGUAACCUUCACAGGGAGUAAAUAAUGACAGCAAAGUGUUUUAUUGCCUCACCAGACUCCAUAUGUUCACCCCUUGCUGGUACAAUCACGGAGGUGUAACAAACAGCU